Messenger RNA from Leptidea sinapis, 718 nucleotides. RefSeq names its product neuropeptide F-like (gene NPF1). The transcript is spliced from 5 exons. Bases 73 to 435 code for a protein of 120 amino acids. The record is from RefSeq and is a predicted model, not a curated record. NCBI's taxonomy places the organism in Eukaryota, Metazoa, Arthropoda, Insecta, Lepidoptera, Pieridae.
GUGACUCCAGAACUUGUUGCUGUUUAGUUGCAGACAACUUUUGAAGACUCACCUAGCUCCAACUGAGAAACCAUGCUGUGCAAGCGCGUGUUUGUUGCUGUCGUUGUGGUGUUGGCCAUCGUGUCCCUCUCGGAGUGUCGUGAGGAGGGUCCUCACAACAUGGCUGAUGCUCUGCGGAUGCUCGAAGAACUUGACCGCUAUUACACUCAAGCUGCUAGACCCAGGAUUGACCGCCGCGACGUAGCGGACGGGGACUUUGUUGAUCCGGAUUUGUUAGAUCGCGCAGUGCGACUCCUGCAGCUACAGAAACUUGACCGCAUUUACUCCUACCACACGCGACCAAGGUUUGGUAAGCGCUCGGAGACCUAUUCAAACUGGGCUAAGGAUUCAGAAAAACCGGACAUACCAACUUGGUUAACAUAUGCCAGAAGAUGAGGUGCGCAGCCCAGUUGAGCGAUAUCUUAAUACCUUACGGAGCAGAAAGCAAUUCUUGUCUAUAUUGUUAACCUUAACUUCCGCUACAUUAAACCUACUUAUAGGAUACUAUGAUAGUUUUUAUAAAUAUAUACAUAUUCGGUUAUUUUAAGCCUUGAAAUUUCUUCUUCAAUGCUUGUUUUGUAACUGUUUAAGUAACUAUUGUUAUAUCAUCUAAACUCAAUCAUAUUUAUUGUCACUGUAAUGUUAUAAGAAUAUGCAAUUAAAAUGUAUUACAAAUUAA